Desarmillaria tabescens is the source of this 1922-nucleotide messenger RNA. Its product is annotated as DUF1692-domain-containing protein. The coding region runs from base 148 to 1704 and encodes 518 amino acids. Lineage: Eukaryota; Fungi; Basidiomycota; Agaricomycetes; Agaricales; Physalacriaceae. The record is from RefSeq and is a predicted model, not a curated record. The transcript has 8 exons. Gene Ontology annotation, biological process: endoplasmic reticulum to Golgi vesicle-mediated transport; retrograde vesicle-mediated transport, Golgi to endoplasmic reticulum. Gene Ontology annotation, cellular component: COPII-coated ER to Golgi transport vesicle; membrane; endoplasmic reticulum.
GAGCUGCGGACCGUCUCUAUUUGGAACAACAGGCAUUGACCUGAGAGCCAAAUAUUCCUGGACACGUCGUCAUUUCCCUUUUUGGUCCAAGGUAUACUCGAAGAUCCUCCGUGACGCCCAUUACCUCCUUCCUUCCUUCCUACCACGAUGUCCUCGACGUACGACGAGGACAAGAGCCUUCUGGAAAAGCUCGACGAAGUGGUUCCGGCACCUCUGGCACAGUUCGAUGCAUUUCCCAAGCUUCCGUCGUCCUUCAAGUCGCGCUCAGAGUCGAGAGGAUUCAUCACUCUCUUCGUCGGAUUCCUUGCACUUCUCCUCAUGCUCAAUGAUAUCGGAGAGUUUAUCUGGGGUUGGCCAGACCAGGAGUUCUCCGUCGAUAAGGACCCGUCGAGUUUCAUGAACAUCAACGUGGAUAUGGUCGUAAAUAUGCCGUGUCGAUAUAUUAGCGUCGACUUGCGCGAUGCUAUUGGUGAUAGACUGUUACUGAGUGGACAUGGACUACGAAGGGAUGGGACCAAGUUUGAUGUCGGGCAGGCUACGAAGCUCAAAGAGCAUUCCGAAGCCUUGUCAGUACACCAAGCCAUCGCACAGUCGAGAAAUUCUCGUGGCUUCUUCGAUACCAUCUUUCGCAGAACACCGACGAAUCUUUUCAAGCCUACGUACAAUUACGAGGCUCAUGGUUCAGCGUGUAGAGUGUGGGGGACUUUGGAGGUAAAGCGGGUGACCGCUAAUUUACACAUAACGACACUGGGACAUGGAUACGCUAGUCAUGAGCAUGUAGAUCAUAAGCUUAUGAAUCUUUCUCAUGUCAUCAGUGAAUUUUCCUUUGGCCCGCAUUUCCCCGAUAUGACCCAACCUUUGGAUUACUCUUUUGAAGUCACCCAUGACCCCUUUGUCGCGUACCAAUACUUCCUUCAUGUCGUGCCGACGACUUACAUCGCACCUCGUGCAAAGCCUCUUCAUACACAUCAGUACAGUGUGACCCAUUACACACGAGUUCUGGAACAUAAUCGCGGAACACCUGGGAUCUUCUUCAAGUUUGACCUCGACCCAAUGAGCUUAACAAUACACCAGCGAACAACGACGUUCACCCAGCUUAUCAUACGGUGUGUCGGUGUCGUUGGUGGUGUUUUUGUAUGCAUGGGCUACGCCAUUCGUGUCACCACGAAAGCCGUCGAAGUCGUAGCUGGUGCUGAUGACCCAGGACUUGUCGCAGCGGAGGCUUCUGGCGCCAAAAUUGGCAAGGGGCUACGUUCCAAAUGGGGUGGUGGAGAAAUUCGCUCAAGGAGCAAAAUCGUCCGCCAAGGGUCCGGUUGGGCAAUGGAAGGUAGUCCUGGCACUCCCAGCUAUUCGACCUUCGUCGGUACACCACCGAUUUCCGCGACUAACUCGCCGUACCUGGCUUCGCCUGGAUUUGGGUCGAAUCCGGGCACACCAAGUUUCUCUACGCCAUCUUUUGGACCCAGUUCACCUAGGCCGUAUGCUGUGCCACCACCUCCCAGUAGGGGGAUGCGUACGCCUAGUCUGGGGACGGAGAGUGGGGCCGUAGGGAGCCCAUCAAUUAACCCGACAUCCUUUUCACCUCCAUUACCUGGAGCGCCGACUUAUUCUAUGUUCCCACCAACGCCUAAUCCAGAAGCAGGUGGAUUCCCUACGAGUGCGCCUCCGAGAAAGGUAAGUAAUGGGCCAAAGAAGGAUGAUUGAGGAUUUUCAGUCUCGUAGAACUGUACUUACUACAGAAAGAUAAUGUGAUCGAGAGCUGGUAUGGCAGACCAAAUUCGCCGUCCGGAAAAUGCCGGUUGAGUGAUCGACCGGCCAACUGUUGAAGUUCUUGAUUGUUGAACUUGCUUUCAGCUUCCUUUAUUUCUUGCUAUAACGUCUGGUUUCGUUUCUUUGUAGCUUUGUAGAACCCAGCUUGGCCG